AUGGAGGAUAUAGCGGGGUUGAAAUGGAGCGCCACCCCGGCGAACGGACAGAACUCGAAACCCGCAACCGCGACAUCGAAUUUCUCUGCCUUUAAUACAUUAAAACCCACUCCGCCAACCUCAGAGAGGGCCUCUCCAUUCAACCCGGCGACGAGUCAGCCUCCUUCCAAGCCGUCGACCCCCGGAAACGAUAGCUUCGCGAACCUUGUUUCCUUCGGACCGGCGUCGCAUAAGAAUCUCUCGUUGUCAGAACAGCAAAGGAUACAGGUGGAGGCUAAGGCACAACAGCAGAAAGACCAGGCUCGGAGAUUGAAUGAUCAGUUUUCUGGCGGAGAUGAUCAAUUUUGGAACAAUUUGGGUAGUGGGAGGGGGACGGCUGCGAUCGACACCGCAAAGAAUCAGACCACGAACCACAAGAAUCACGAGUUAGACGAUACCGACGACGAUCUAUUUGCUGCUUUCAAUAAACCAACCGCUGCUAAAAACGACGCUGCUACUGCAUACGUUCCAAAAAAGCAUGUGGACGUUGACGACAAUGAUGACCCCUUCGGACUCUCAAAACUCCCUCCUAGGCGGGCAGAUACUGCGGCGACGGCGAGCACCGCUGCGGGUGAUGAUGACGACGUGCUCGGGCUUCUCGGAAAGCCUGUAUCUACUGCAAAACCUCAAUCUCCUCCCUUAGCCACGGAAAGCCCGGCCACCGACCGUCAUCCGCAGGACAAAGCUGUGGCAGAGCUGGUUGAUAUGGGAUUCCCCGCGGACAAGGCAAAAGUCGCCUUAGAGGCGACGGAAUCAGGAAUUGAUGUCCAGGCCGCCGUGGGUUACUUACUGAACCAAGCCCACGCCGAGGCGCGGCAAAAAGCUCAGUCAAGAACUGCCUCUGGGCAAGUAGGAGAUUCGGACAAUGACAGGAUAGGCUCCCGGAAUGAAGCGCAUGCAUCGAGGACGAGACCACCAUGGGAAAACGGAGAAGGCCCCAGACGUACAAAAGGCUCCACUCAAAAUGGAGAGAAAGAUUUCGAACAGCUUGCAACAGAAUUCGGCAGUAACUUCUUGAAGACGGCAAAUUCAUUGUGGAAGCAAGGGACAAAACGAGUUCAGCAAGCUGUCCAGGAAUUCAAUUCUGAAACUGAGGCUGGCAAUCAACCCCGGUGGAUGCGGGAAGUAGCAGAGCGACCGACCAGAAAGGAGCAGCCACAACGACAGCCUGAGGUCGAGUCAGGACGUGGAAGAAGUAGACCGGGCGCAGAAGCCCCCAGCCAAGCAAGCAUGACGGAUGAGGCGAUGAUGCUGGAAAUCAACCGACCAACCUCUGCAUCACGACCUUCCACUUCCUCCAGACCGGUGCGACAUUUUGACUCGAGUGCUGACAACUCUCGGGAUCAGUCGCCCGUUAUACCCUCACGGCUGCGUGAUUCACUUCCUCAGACCCAGCCAGCUUUUCUACGACAGCAAAACCAAUCCCCUGCCGCGAGUUCACGAGCUAGUCUAACCCGCGCUGCUGCCGAGGAACAGGCUGCUCAAGCGUAUGUCAGCUCAGCUCGACGACGGAAACAACCACCUCGUUCGGUUCAUGACGCACCGCCAGCAUCCGUCCCGGAAUCGGAUCUUCUCGAAAGUGGCUUCAAGGACUCUUCUUCCUCCCUUCCACGUCCAGCGGCAACUCAUGUGGGAAUGAACAAACCAUCUACUCGAUCUCAAUCUCAACCGGUCAAACAACGGGUCGACUCAACUGCAACUCAAGUCCGACCUCCAGCUCCCACCCGUCAUGUCCCUUCCAUCCCCGGCAUCGCCCUCCAAGCCAGUCACUCCCACCGCGAGAAAGGUAACGAACAUUUCAAGCGUGGUGACUAUGCGUCGGCACACCAGUCUUAUGCAACUUCCCUGUCGCACUUACCGGAAUCCCAUCCGCUAACCAUUGUGCUUUUGACAAACCGUGCUCUUACGGCGCUGAAGAUAGGCGAGCCUAAACAAGCCAUCAUGGAUGCCGACAAGGCCAUAAUGAUCAUAGGACCAUCGAAGGGUGAGAAUGAGCACAUAGAGGUCACCAGCCCAGGCAAUAUGGGUAACAAGCCAAUGCGCGAAUACUAUGGAAAAGCGCUCAUGCGCAAAGCUGAAGCACUAGAGCAGAUGGAGAAGUGGACCGAGGCCGCUGUUGUCUGGAGAGAAGCCGUGGAGGGAGGUCACGGCGGUGCGACGAGUAUCCAAGGCAGAAUGAGGGCAGAGAAGGCAGCAAACCCACAGAAACCCAAACCUACCUCUACAACAGCAGCGAGGAAGCCCGGUUCCUUUUCGGCUCCAGCCUCGUCAGCCCUCCGCCGAUCACCGCCCGCCCCUGCGUCUACAAGCGUCAAGCCAGCGGAAGCUGUUUCUCGUCUGCGUGCCGCAAACCUUGCUGCGGACCAGCUCGACGAUGAAAAAUUCCGUCUCUCUGAGUCUGUUGAUGCACGCAUCAAUGCGUGGAAAUCCGGCAAACAGGACAAUCUCCGCGCCUUGCUGGGUUCACUAGACAGUGUGCUCUGGGAAGGCAGUGGGUGGAAGAAGAUAAGCAUGGCCGAUUUGGUCCUCCCUGGCAAGGUCAAGAUUCAGUACAUGAAGGGCAUCGGUAAAGUGCAUCCUGACAAGAUUCCCACCGAUGCUACCACCGAACAGAGAAUGAUUGCCGGCGCCGUCUUCAGCGCGUUGAACGAGGCCUGGGACAAAUUCAAGGCCGAGAAUGGUUUAUAG
Messenger RNA from Fonsecaea nubica, 2727 nucleotides. RefSeq lists its product as hypothetical. NCBI's taxonomy places the organism in Eukaryota, Fungi, Ascomycota, Eurotiomycetes, Chaetothyriales, Herpotrichiellaceae. Gene Ontology annotation, cellular component: vesicle; intracellular membrane-bounded organelle; cytoplasm. The record is from RefSeq and is a predicted model, not a curated record. The transcript is spliced from 2 exons. Gene Ontology annotation, biological process: clathrin-dependent endocytosis; clathrin coat disassembly. Bases 1 to 2727 code for a protein of 908 amino acids. Gene Ontology annotation, molecular function: clathrin binding.